Messenger RNA from Durio zibethinus, 2188 nucleotides. Its product is annotated as serine carboxypeptidase-like 46. The record is from RefSeq and is a predicted model, not a curated record. Gene Ontology annotation, biological process: proteolysis. Gene Ontology annotation, cellular component: vacuole. Lineage: Eukaryota; Viridiplantae; Streptophyta; Magnoliopsida; Malvales; Malvaceae. Gene Ontology annotation, molecular function: serine-type carboxypeptidase activity.
AGAAUUUCAAGCUCAAAACAAAUUUAUUUGGAAUAUAUUGUGAUUACCAUUUUCCUUUUCUGCUAACUUCGAUUUUUUUUUCCAGUUUUGAUGGAAAAAGCAAUUCGAACAUAAUUUUUUGAACGUGAACGAUAUGCAUUUUAUCAAUGAAAUAAAUAUCGACACUUUGAUUCCUUUUGAAUUUCUUUUUUGACUACAAAGUUUCUGCUAUGGCCUACACACAUGUGAUGAAGAAUUUUGACCCGUGCUCAAGCUUUGAUUUUUGUGGAAAAAAUGAAAGCUACGUUAACAUUAUCCAUUAUCCAUCCGAGAAGCUAUACUCUCACUUUGAUUUCUACUUCAAUUCUUGUUUUUCUGAAAGAAGAUGCAAUUAUUGGUUUAUUUCACUUUUAUUUCUUGCUUGUUGCUCGUUUCCAGGACUUCUGCCGAGCCGAUAACAAGACUUCCAGGUCAACCUCCCAAUGUUGCUUUCAAGCAAUACUCAGGUUACAUUGUUACUGAUGCUAAACAUGGUCGAGCUUUAUUCUACUACUUUGUGGAAGUCGGUGCCGCUGAUCCACUGUUACAUCCCUUAACAUUAUGGCUCAAUGGAGGCCCUGGAUGUUCAUCACUUGGCUUUGGCGCAUUCAUGGAACAUGGUCCUUUCCAGCCAGGAGAAGAUGGAUACUUGGUCGAGAAUCAAUUUUCUUGGAAUUUGGAAUCAAACAUGUUGUAUGUUGAAAGUCCAAUAGGAGUUGGAUUUUCGUACUCAAAUACUAGCUCCGAUUACAUUGGCGUCAAUGAUACUUUUACAGCUGAGGAGAAUCUGAAAUUUCUUGUUAAUUGGUUCAAAGAAUUCCCUGAAUAUAGACACUCAGAUUUGUACCUUACUGGGGAGAGCUAUGCGGGUCACUAUGUACCGCAGCUUGCUGCCUUAGUGCUGGAUUACAAUAAGCAGUCCAAUGGCAGACCAAUCAGGCUCAAAGCAGUUGCAUUGGGAAAUCCUCUUUUAGACUGGGAAAUUAGUGUUGACAACACUGAGUUUUUGUGGUCACAUGGAGUCAUUUCUGAUGAAGUGCUCAUGCUGAGAAAGACAGUCUGUAGUCGCCCGAGGAAUUUAAAGGAGUAUCUUCAUCAUAAUUCGUCCAAAGAAUGCAUUGAUGUCAGCCUCAAACAAGAUAUGGAAAUAGGUGCGUAUACUAACUUUGGAGAUCUGAUUUUGCCUCGUUGCUCAUCAACAAGUCUAUUUGGGCAGUCUGUUUUUCUGGAAAAAUUCGAUGCAGAGCGUACAAUGAGAUCAGUUAUCACCGGUGAUCCAUGUAUCCAAGAUCGCAUACAUCAAUACCUGAACAAACCCCAAGUACAAGAAGCACUUCAUGCAAACGCAACUGACCUGCCUUAUCUUUGGGAAUUCUGUGGAGGGCCUAAUUUGGUAUAUCAAAGAGAAAAUUUAGAAAUUAACAUCAUACCUCUUCUGUUGAAACUUCUAAGAAGUGGUAUUCCACUUCUCCUGUACAAUGGAGAUCAGGAUGCAAAAAUCCCACUAACACAAACGAGGAUAAUUGCCAACAUGCUUGUAAAAGAAAUGAAACUUGUGCCAUUUGGGAAUUAUGCUCCCUGGUUUGACAAGAUGCAGAUUGGUGGGUGGACUCAAUCGUUUGGCCAAGAAAGGAAAGGAAAAAAUAUGACAUUUUUUACGUUUGCUACAGUUAGAGGUGCAGCACACGAAGUUCCAUACACUUCUCCCUCACCAGGCCUCACUUUAUUCAGGGCAUUCAUAAAGGGAUCUCCUUUACCUAGAACAAUCGCAAUUUAAUUAGCAACCAAACGGUUUCAGACUAAUGGAUUGAAACUUCAUGCUACUAUGUGUGUAAUUUCAAUAACAAUGAUCAUGUUUGCAGUUCAAUUUCUGUACCAAACAACUUGCCUGCCUGGUUAGACUAAUCAAAGAGGGAUAGUUUCAGAUCUUAAUAUUUGGUUUUGUUUCAUCAUUUAUCAUUACAUUGUACUUCAACAACCAACCAUCCUAAAAACAUCAGAAGUGGUUCUGCAAAGCUAGGCACGAGUCAAAGAAUCUAGAAGAGGGGUUUUGGCUACAUCAAGAAUUAGCUAAAACUUGAAUGAAAAUAAAGCGAUUGAUGACAGCAAAAAUGAUCAAAUGAUGUUCAUCAAGUUGGAAUAAUUAAUUUAUAAAUAUGCUGAUGAGGUU